Varroa destructor (honeybee mite) is the source of this 6619-nucleotide messenger RNA. RefSeq lists its product as uncharacterized. NCBI's taxonomy places the organism in Eukaryota, Metazoa, Arthropoda, Arachnida, Mesostigmata, Varroidae. Gene Ontology annotation, biological process: mitochondrial translational elongation. Gene Ontology annotation, molecular function: GTP binding; GTPase activity; translation elongation factor activity. The record is from RefSeq and is a predicted model, not a curated record. Gene Ontology annotation, cellular component: mitochondrion.
AGUUCUUUGCCCUUUUUGUUUAUGUAUGGCACUAUAAAAACCAGUGGUUGAUAAAGUCUUGUGUUCGAAUUCAACAUUCUAACAGAGAAUUAUGCAACUCUCGUGUGUAUUUUAGUGCCUGCGCGAAUUUGCUUCUUCGCGAGCAUGUUCGGGUAUUUAGGCAGGCAGGAAACAAGAGUCCGGUAGAAGUCUGAACGUCCGAUUUCGGCCACGCGAAAUGUUUUAGUUCGACUCCCAAAUUUUUGAAAUACGAAAUUAUUCGGGAGCCAGUAAAUACAAGGAAAAAAAUUAUAUAAGACUAAGCUGAAAAGCAGUUUUUGAAAAAGGGUCGUACGCAAAUUGUGAAAUUGAAUUUGCAACUCUCGUAUGUGAAUUUAUUUCCAACAAAAUCUGAUAGGUCCAGUAGAGUUUUGAAUUACGACAAAAACUAGAAGACGGUGUUCUUUUUUCGAAUUUACUUCAGCGCGAAAUGAUUCCCUAUGGAGUUCAGUCAACUGUGGUGUUGCCCUCCAGCUCGCCUGUGCUGGCCAUCUUUUUUGCUAUCCACGAAAAUGAUUCGCUUCUGUUUGUUAUACAAAGGGAUAUGAUCUGCGUACUUAAAAACGACAACGUUUUGGCUAAAUUCGUUAGUAGUAUACAGAUGCCUGUGAGCCUUGCACGCCAUCAGCUCGUUCUGACUAAGUCUGAUUCGAGAAUGCUGACAGUUAUUUACAAGAACAGAGCUCUUCACAACGUUACUUGCAGCUUUAAGGAAAAACUUGAUUGUUUGAGUUCUAGCGAGGGGGAAUUCUACACUGCCUCCGGCGCACGAAUUCAUCGCCACGAUCUUAACGACAAUCAUCAGCUUCUACGGACGUUCGCAGCUUCAGUAAAGGCACUAGCCAGUGCCGAUGCAAAACUUCUUGUUUUACUUCCAAAUAGUCUCCAUUUACUUAAUCCGCUGACAAAUCAGGAUCUCGUUGAGGUAGCCUCCAAUGCGUCCAGUCCGAUUCAUAUCUUCUGGACCAUGUCAUUUCAGCACAAAGUUUGGUUCGCCGCUCACAUCCGACCUGAUCCGAUGAGUACAAAUCGACGCCACAGACUUCUUAUGGCUGAGCUCGACGAAACAGUGAUCUCAAAGGAUAUCACCCCGGAUGAUAUUGACUGCAAUCGUUCGCUUACGUCUCGACUAAGUGGAAACAAACUGGUAACCUUAGCCAAUAACGGCAAUACCUUGUUGAUUCAUGCUAUUGAAGAUUUUGGUACGGUUAAACUUCUGUACCGUGCCGAAGCGACUGAUAUAACCUUCACAGCUGUGGAGAUCCUUGGAAAGUCGAAGGCCUGUACAGCCCCAACAUUGGCUGUGGGCACGUCCAAUGGAGCCGUAGCUUUAUUUCGUCAAUUGGACAGACCUACAAUUUGACAGAUUCUGCUAAUAAAAUGAAAGAAAAGCUAAUGAUCGAUAAAAGAUCGUAGAAGGGUGAAGCAAACCGACCUGCAUUGAUGCUGUUUAAAGCAUGAUAGCAAGAGCGAAAUAACCCAUGCAUAUCGCAAACUUAAGCUAUUAAGCUUUCUUGUAGCAGUAAUUUCAAAAUAUUCUCAUAUGAGCUCUUUGAUGCUGGACAAAGGAAGUUAGAUAGAUCUAAGUGCAGAAUCAUGGAUACUGAAAGUUCUGUAAAAUCAAGCUGUUGUAUGUAUUUCCGGUUGCCCUUGCAUCAAGUCAAAAUAAACAAAGCGGCUUUGUCGCAAAUCUGUUAUUUAUUCUGAGUUGAAGGAGCUCGUAUUCUGAAUCCGGCCAAUCCCUAAUGGAUAGCGGAAUCAAUAAAAAGGUUGUUAUUGACAUGCAAUACUCAUUCUCAAAGGAGGUAUAUUUAUUUAGGCGAUAUUUGUGUUUCAAGUAAAAUAUAAUAACGCGAUAGAAAUAUAAAUAAUUUUUUAUUGACACACGUUUUAUAGCACAUAAACCUGAGAUGUAUAUAUAUUCACUUAAGGUCUGACGGUUGAUUUCGGCAUACGGAUUUUUCAAUAGUUAAAUCUUCAAGUUGGCCAAAAGCGUAGCAAGACCAAGUGAAAGAGAUGCUGUGGCGACGCGCUGCUGGUUUCUAUAUCAGAGCGCCAUUGCUAAGGACGUCGAUUCGAACAAAACGGAUUCUGGAAAAGGUCGAAAGUCUCGAAUCUACUAGCGGCAAAAUAAACAUAAACAUUGGGACCAUUGGGCACGUGGACCAUGGCAAGACGUCGCUGACCGCAGCGAUUACAAAAUACCUGGCAGAGAAGGGAACCGGAACGAAAUAUGUUAGUUAUGAAAAUAUCGAUAAAGCCGAAGAAGAAAAACGUCGAGGAAUCACAAUAAAUGCAUCACACGUUGAAUAUGAGACAGAUAAACGGCAUUAUGCACACACGGAUUGUCCUGGACAUGCGGAUUUUAUUAAAAACAUGAUUUGCGGAACAGCACAGAUGGACGCCGCAAUUUUGGUUGUCGCAGCGGACGAUGGAUGUAUGCCACAGACCAGCGAGCAUCUACUUGUAUGCCAACAGGUCGGAGUAAAGAAGAUAAUUGCAUUCAUAAAUAAAGCUGAUUUAGCUGAGAAAGACGUUCUGGAACUGAUCGAGAUGGAGAUUCGUGAUCUUAUGGAAUCAUUCAACUUUCCAGAUGCACACUGGUGCCCCAUCAUUUACGGUUCAGCGAAGAAGGCACUUGAAGGCAGCAAUGAGCCUUAUGGUCAACCGGCUAUUAAGAAACUACUGGACCACAUGGACGAAUAUAUAGAACCGCCGCAGCGAGAUAUCAGAUCUCCAUUGCAUGGGCCUAUCGAAGGUGUUGUAACUGUUAAAGGCCGAGGCACCGUUCUAAUUACGACUUUGGAUAAGGGGACAGUUAGGAGAUACGACAAAAUCGAAAUCACAGGAUUCAACGAGAAGGUCCCAACCACUGUGUCAGAUAUCCAGGCUUUUGGCAGACAGCUGAGCCAGGCCCAGGCGGGAGACCAUGUGGGUCUUUUGUGUCGAGGCGUUAAAACGAGUGCCGUCUGCCGAGGAAUGUCUGUGGUUGCUCCAAACGCAUAUGAAAUUCAUAAUCGUUUCACGGCCAACAUGUACCUGCUCAACCGUGGAGAAGGCGGACGCAAAAGGCCGAUAUCCACAAAAUAUAUUAUGCCUCUCUUCGCGAAAACCUGGAACCUUCCCUGUAGGGUUGACGUCAAAGAUGGGGGCAUGCUAAUGCCAGGUGACACAGGUGAGGUGAACUUGACGCUUUCGAAAAAGAUGAUCCUUCAGAUUGGACAGAGUUUCACAAUCCGCGAACUCGGACGGAUCGUAGCAACAGGGAUCAUCACAGGAACGUUACCCGAUGUAAAAAUUUGCACGUAUCAAUUAGGAAUGGCUGACAUUGAUGUAUAGAUAGGCAAAUAUGUUGCUAGAAUGAUUUUUCUGUCACGUUCUGAUAUAUCAGUGGCGACCAAUGUAGCUCUUGCGGAUCUGAAAUUAUAUGGCAUCAUGCUGCCAUAAUUACUGCGGCAUAAGGUUCCUGUUGGUGGUCAUUUUCAAGCAAAUCGAACCAGACUUGCAGGAUCAUUAGUCUAGUCUACACUGGUAUAUAAAGUGGUAACCUUAAUAGAAGGAUAAGGUCAGAUUUUGCGGCUGGUAGCAUAUAGCUCUCUAUAAGAAUCACGUAAGAAAAUGGAAAUAGAUUCAAUAGUUGUAAUUUAUUAAACUUCGAAAUUGUUUUUAAACAUUUUCGAAGAUUUUUAUGCUUAUUACAUCACGAAGCGUACUAAGCAUAACAACUAAGCCGGCUUAGGUAAGUCUAUUUGUUUGGUGAUCGCUUAAAAAUUAACCCUGUAAAUAAAAUUGAUUAUAGUUAAUAUAUUUCAUCAAUAUUUGAAAUAUUCUGCUAACCAAGGGCUGUUGUUUAAAUACUCUGGGUUGUGUCUGUGCUCGUUACUAGCGAUAAGUAUACUUUUUCGGAAGUAAAUAAAUGUACUUGUAUGGCACCGUGGCAAGUUCUUACACUUGAAUCUUCAAUUAGUAGUGCAUUAUGAUACUUCUAUGAACGGAGAACAAGUUCAACACAACCUUGGAUUCACUAUAGAAUUAAUUGGGACAACAUGAAACUUAUUCUCAUUUGAGAUAAGUUAUGUUUUCAGUAGACUUGCAGUAACAUCUUAUUAUAGUCAGUUGCUUUUCAUCUAGAUAUUUGCAUGUACGGCGCUUGUAAUAGACAUAUUUAGCCGAAGAUAAAAUUCCGGUAAAUAAAAGGCCGGUUUUAUCCUGUUAAAACACGAUAAGGUGCCUUAGUUAAUUUAGCUGGCUUUCCUUCGUAUGAUACAUCUUUUUUAUAAAAACUUUAAAAAAAACAUUAUAAGCAGACUACGAUUUUCUAGAACGGUACUAGGUGAUUUCGUCUAAAUGAUCUACUAAGAAACAUAUUCAAAUAUUGAUCUAUUUUUUUUUGUCCAUCUAGUUGACGAUUGUCUUCCUAAACUAUUCAGGCUAAAUAAAUAAAUGGAGCUUUGAGAGCUCCAACUAAAAUCACUUGUUUUAGAAUUAGAUUCCGAAUGCGUGCUGUGGGUAACUUGCAUGCAACAAAAAAAAAAAGCCUUAUUUAAACAAAUUUGCAUUUAGAACAAAAAUGACAGUGUGGACUCGAAUACCUUAAUCAGGAGUUUCUUCUAGCUUUAAGUCUAAACAGUUAAAAAGCUUUAUCUAGUAUUGUAUCUGGACCCAAAAAAAAAUCUGCAGCUUUACUGCAUUAGCUUACUUGUUCCCUAGAAAUGGUUUUGUUAGUCUAAAAAUAGUGUCGUUGCUUUCCCUAAGCUGCAAAAGGAUCUGGGAGCAGUCGCGACGGUUCUGUAGAAGCGCAUUUAGGUAGUAGCUGUGAAUAAGGCUUUCCAGCAACAUAUAUCUAUGAUAUACACCCAGCACACUCAAGGAGACUCUUGCUAAUGCCAUCCUGUGGUGAUGCGCAGUUUUAAUCUUCCUGAAAGCCUCUAGACUGUCCGCCAGUGCAAAUGUGUAGCACAUACAUGCUUUUGCUUGCAUGACUCCGUGAAUAUCGUCCCAUGGCGCCGCUUGAUCCUAUUGUGCGCUCUCGUUUCAACUAAUCAAAGGGUAACGUCAUCGUCAGCAGCUACAAACAGGGACGGCUGGUGUCAUUGGGCUAACUAACUCGACUAGCUAUUGAUAUAGCCGGCGGACAUAAUGAGCGAAGCGGGUGUAGGCACAACGGCAGGAAUUGAAAUUCCCGGCACCCGAGAUGACUAUCAAGAGACGGAUCGAAGUGUCGCUUCUGAUGGAUUUGAGUCCGGAGGGCUGGCCACUCCCCCGAAUACGCCUAUAUCUACCUCACUCACCCCCAACAAUAGCCUGCUGUUGUCCAAGUCAUGGUUUGCUGAACAGUUUCACAGGCAAAUGAUGACACAUCAUACGCAUGCCGGCUUUACUGAAUCAACCGAAAGGAUUUAUCAGUCAACAGGGAGCCACCAGCCACCGGACAAGUCCAGUGGUCUUGUGAAGGGUGGAAAAGACAAGGAUAGCCCCAGCUAAAAUAGACCAUCUACACUAGCGCCACCUCUACGAAUAUUUGCUCUGCCGUCAUCUUGCUUGCAUAAUCUCAAAUAUGAAGAUUUAGGAUCUUCCACUUGUAAGGGCUGGGUGAUUGUACGGUUUGCCGUCAUUUGUAUUUGUUUGUGCCGAUGUCGAUAUGUGGAGUUAUUUGAUUACUAUCCAAACGUAGAGGCUGGAUAAUUCAGACAAUUUACACUUUGUGGACACAGCAAAAAGAACGAAAGUAUAAGAAUAGAACAAGACUACUCUACUGCAUUCUGUUAAAACAGAGUAUUACAUAAAAAUCUAAUGUAUAGUAAAAUCUUGCUUAUGCUGCAGGCCGCGUGCCCGAUAAGUCAGAUUAUUCAGUUUAUAUUAAUCGGCCUGUACUCGUAGCAUGUGCUUAUAUCGCUACGUUAUGGGUAAUGCACACCGAUGUGGAAACUGCAUAAAGAACAGGUUGUAAAUAGAGUAAUAAGACGAAUAGCCCUAUUGUUGGUGGCCAUACGUAGUUGCUUAAUUUAUGAGUAAAGCAUGCACCGCGAACGCGUCAUUCACUCAUCGCUCAGAUAAUAAUUGGAAUCCGCACACGCACGGCCAAUCAGUAUUUGUUUGUGUCAUAACAAUACUGUAAAACAUCACACAGCAGCUCGACACGGCGCAGCUUUUGGAUAGAUCUAAUUAUAUAUAUAUAUACAUACACACACACAUAUCUAUAUACAGAAAGAGAGAGAACGAGGGAGAAGAGUACAUACCUAUUUAAGCAAAUGACGUUGACCAAUAUGUAAAAACAACAAAUAGUAAAAAUAUGUGAACGAAAUUCAGAUAGCAGUGAUGUCUCACGCCCAAUGUCUUUCAUGAAUGGGAUUAAAACUCUCUCCUCUCACUGGAGCGUAAAAGUAUCAAGUCAUAAAUCAAGAAAAACUACUUUCAACGCUAUUUUUUCAGAUUUCGUAUUUAGCGCCAUGCCGUACUUACGCAUACGCGCGCAUCAUAUACAUGAAAAAUGAAUUAUAAUAUACUCGCAUUAUGUAACAGGCUUGUUAUUAUUUUUGUUUACUUUAUUCCAAUAAAGUAAUUGAUGAGUUCAAGCAUU